AUUGCUCCAGCCAUGCAGCGCACCCUGGCCUUUACUGCCGUCCGCCACAUUGCACUUCGCAAAAAACUUUGGUCUCUGACGCUCCGGCAGACUGCAGCCAUGUCUACACUUCUUAUCAAUCAGCCGAAGUAUUCCUGGCUGAAAGAACUGGGUCUGAGCGAGGAAAACGACGGCGUUUAUAACGGAACAUGGGGAGGUAAAGGAGAGGUGGUCACAUCAUACUGUCCCGCCAACAAUGAGCCCAUCGCCAGAGUCAGACAGGCUACCCUGGCUGAAUAUGAAGAAACUGUACAGAAGGCACGGGAAGCCUGGAAAGUUUGGGCAGACAUCCCUGCUCCAAAAAGAGGCGAGAUUGUAAGACAGAUUGGAGACGCUCUGAGAAAAAAGAUCAAAGUUCUUGGCAGCUUGGUGUCUCUGGAGAUGGGAAAGAUCUACGUGGAGGGGGUCGGCGAGGUGCAGGAGUAUGUCGAUGUGUGUGACUACGCUGUCGGACUCUCCCGUAUGAUUGGUGGUCCAGUUCUGCCCUCUGAAAGGCCAGGCCAUGCCCUGAUUGAGCAGUGGAACCCCGUGGGUCUAGUGGGCAUCAUUACAGCCUUCAACUUCCCUGUAGCAGUGUACGGGUGGAACAAUGCUAUUGCUCUAAUCUGUGGCAACGUCUGCCUCUGGAAAGGAGCCCCGACCACACCUCUGACUAGUGUAGCAGUGACAAAAAUUGUUGCUGAGGUCUUGGAGCAGAACAACCUUCCUGGUGCUAUCUGUUCUAUGACGUGUGGUGGAGCUGACAUUGGCACGGCCCUUGCUAAAGAUGAGCGGGUCGACCUCGUGUCUUUCACAGGCAGCACUCACGUGGGCAAACAGGUAGCUCUGAUGGUGCAGGAGCGGUUUGGCCGACAGCUGCUUGAGCUGGGAGGGAACAAUGCCAUCAUUGUGUUCGAGGACGCUGACCUUAACCUGGUAGUGCCCUCAGCUCUCUUUGCCUCGGUGGGAACUGCAGGGCAGCGCUGUACCACUACCAGAAGACUGAUGCUGCAUGAAAGUGUUCAUGACAAGGUUGUGGAGAGGUUAACCAAAGCCUACAAGCAAAUCCGUAUUGGCGACCCCUGGGACCCUAGCACUCUGUAUGGUCCUCUGCACACCAAGCAAGCUGUGGACCAGUACCUAGGAGCCAUAGAGCAGGCCAAGAAGCAGGGCGGCACUCUGGUUUGUGGUGGAAAGGUCAUGGAUCGCCCUGGUAAUUACGUGGAACCUACUAUCUUCACUGGUCUGGCACACGAUGCCCCCAUCGUUCAAACGGAGACCUUUGUGCCUAUUCUGUAUGUGAUCAAAUUCAAGACAGAAGAAGAGGCAUUCACCUGGAAUAAUGAAGUCAAGCAGGGUCUCUCCAGCAGCAUCUUUACAAAAGACAUGGGCAGAGUGUUCCGCUGGCUAGGACCUAAAGGCUCAGACUGUGGUAUUGUGAAUGUCAACAUUCCAACCAGUGGUGCAGAGAUUGGAGGAGCCUUCGGAGGCGAAAAGCACACAGGAGGUGGACGCGAGUCAGGCAGUGACUCAUGGAAGCAGUAUAUGAGGAGGUCCACAUGCACCAUCAACUAUAGCAAGGACCUCCCACUGGCACAGGGAAUCAAGUUUGAGUGAACUGUAACCAAUACUGUUACUUGGAAAAAAGAAGUACACAAUUAAGCAUACAGUACAUUAAUUAACACAGGUUUGAUUCCAGAAUAUCACACUUAAAUGUGAAUUAGCAGUCAGUCUCUCUUUCUAAGUCAUUAGGUUUAAUAGUCAAGUUUAUUUGUUUAUAGCUUGAAUUUGUUAAUGACAUUUGAGGUAGUCUGGGAAAAAAACAGUUCUAGAAUGAUAGAAAAACUUUAGGGGUUUAAAAAGCACUUGUUGGUUUCUUAGUGUGGCUUUUAAUGUUCAUCCCUAUCAAAGUAACAUUGAGAUGCUUUGUACAAAUAAAUCAUGCCUUUAUUUUUGAAGGAAAAUCAA
Messenger RNA from Clarias gariepinus (North African catfish), 1986 nucleotides. It is a transcript of the gene aldh7a1, whose product is annotated as aldehyde dehydrogenase 7 family, member A1. Gene Ontology annotation, molecular function: aldehyde dehydrogenase (NAD+) activity. The record is from RefSeq and is a predicted model, not a curated record. The transcript is spliced from 18 exons. The coding region runs from base 13 to 1635 and encodes 540 amino acids. Lineage: Eukaryota; Metazoa; Chordata; Actinopteri; Siluriformes; Clariidae.